This is a messenger RNA of Echinostoma caproni, 2232 nucleotides long. The record is from the annotation of a GenBank genome assembly. Lineage: Eukaryota; Metazoa; Platyhelminthes; Trematoda; Plagiorchiida; Echinostomatidae.
AUGUAUCCCGCGGCAUCACUUCCUCUGUUGCCGUCUAAACGAAAAACUACUCCACGUGGUCUUCCCAAAAUGGAUCAGGAAGAUCGAAAUCAUACAUCGAAAAUGGUCAUUAUCAAUUUACAGAAAACGAAGUUGGCCAAACGUGCUUGGCUCAAUAUACACGCUAAGGCUGACGUGGUUCUCAGUAUGCUCCUAUCGCGACUUAUGAUGCGUACCCAUACAGAGGUUAAAGCUGAUCCUCAAUCAUUUUCCCCUGUCAUAGUCUUACGAUCGAACCAUUCAGACCCCGCAGUCACUCCUCCAUGGCGUGUUCUUCCACAUCCAACUGCUGGUGAAAAUGUUCGAAUUAUUGAGCGCUGGUCAGACACAAAAGUUGAUUUUAAACCAUCAGAAUCCUACUACAAUCGGCUUCACUGUCACGAUCGUGACGGGGACAUUCCAGAAUACGCAGAAGAUCAACCCAAAUGUAAACGCGAAAAAGUGGAGAAUUCUCCCAUUCCUAAUGAAUCAAGCUGUAAUGAUGAUUUGUUUAACUUAUCGAUCGCCCAGCAAUUAUUUGUAUCCUCUGAAGUCAAUCACUCUUUCCACCAGCCCAUGCAAAAACCGUGGACGUCUUAUCAGCCUCAGUUUCUGGGAUGGGCUGUGUAUGCCGUACUUUUGGGGCUUCGCUUCAUGUUGGUCUUGGCAACCCAAUCGGGCUAUCUCCACCCGGAUGAGUUUUUCCAGAGUGUGGAGAUUGGAGCUGGAGAUGUGUACGGUCUUGACGUGAUUCGUUCUUGGGAAUUCGUGUUAUCGGACAAAGGACCUUUACGUUCGAUUGCUGGAUUAGGCCCGCUCGUUCAUUUUCCGCUGUGGAUUUCCAAGCAGUUCUUCCCGUCAACACAGGUGAACGCAAACGGAACUGGAUUUGCGUCAUUAAGUGGAGCAGAGCUCUUCACUCGGGUUCUAUUACCCGUUCGUCUUCAGACGGUUCUGUGCUCAUUCGUCGUGGAUGUAUUCAUCCUUGUCGGGUCCGGCUACAUUCGUCGACCGUAUAGUCGUGGACGUCGUUGCUUUCUGAACAUGGCUCCCCCAAUCGCGCUCCUACUCUACUCUUCUGGGGCAUUUGGUGGACUAUUGUUGGCCGGGCGCACAUUGGCCAACACUUGGGAAAUGGCGUCAGUCGCCGCGUUCGCGAUACUAGCCCUGUUCGUGAUUCGCGAUGUGCAUCCCCGGAGUAGUUUAAUCUUAAUCACAUUCAUCUUAUGCAUUCAAGCUGUCUUAUUCGUGUGGGCCACAUUCGUCCGAUGCACGUAUCCAGUCUUCGUUUUCCCGCUAGCUUUGAAGGAAAUUUACGUGCUACUUUGCCGGUUUAAACAUCGCAUUCUGCUUUCUGGUUCUAUGGCUGCUUUGUUAGCUGCAUGCACCAUACAACUGUGUCUACACGUUGAUACAGUCUACUUCACACAGUCCGAUCCAUUCACUUGGCAUUCUGUGACUGAUUUGAUUUGUGUCCCGUGUCGUUUCUUGAAAUACAACUCGCGCAGUGAACAUCUGUCGGAACAUGGAUUGCAUCCACCCUACUUACAUUUGUUGGUCAAUAUGCCAUUGAUUUUCGGUCCCGUUCUCGGAUUUUUAUCCUUGUUGAUUCCAUCUCCGAUUCGAAGUGGCCAGACGCUUCUUUGGUUAUCUAUUGUGGUACCCUUAGCGUUUUUAUCCAGUAUUCCUCAUCAGGAAGCGCGCUUUCUCCUACCCAUCGUUCCGUUUGUCUUGAUCCUGACUGGACGGCGAUUGGAACAAUUCAUGGACGGUGCGAUCAGUCGAAAGCGUAUCAUCAUCGUCUGUAUCAUCCUCGCAUCAUGGUGUGUACAACAGAUUUGCCUGACAGUUGUGUUCGGCUCAUUGCAUCAAGCUGGAGUUAUAUCCUAUUUGAAGUCAAUUCCUACUCUUCAGCUUGACCCGAGGGAAUGCCCCGUUCAUGUCUUCUACCAUACUUACAUGCCUCCACGAUUUGUUCUGGGACGGCCCGUCUCUCUCGGAUCAGAGCAUAGUCCGUGUCAUAACGUGAUUGAUCUGAGUGGCUCCCACUUUAAACGGCUUGAAGAUACAUUGGCCAAAUUACGUUUGCAAGCUGACCGGGAAGCAAACAAACAAUGGAUUGCAUAUGUGGUCAGUUGCUCGUUUAUCAGUGGUGGUGUAUGUGCAUGUCAUCACUGUUGUCUUUUGUAUCGGUUCAAUGGUUUACUGAAAUAA